Molecule: messenger RNA, 3405 nt
Organism: Pelobates fuscus (common spadefoot toad)
Lineage: Eukaryota; Metazoa; Chordata; Amphibia; Anura; Pelobatidae
Gene: PPM1D
Product: protein phosphatase, Mg2+/Mn2+ dependent 1D
Exons: 6
Coding region: 209-1915 (568 amino acids)
Biological process (GO): negative regulation of gene expression, epigenetic; peptidyl-threonine dephosphorylation
Molecular function (GO): cation binding; protein serine/threonine phosphatase activity; mitogen-activated protein kinase binding
Source: RefSeq, a predicted model, not a curated record
UCAGUUAGUGACGUCACGGCAGCGCGGGCACCAGGACAGGUCCGGACUGAGAGCAAAAUAAACAAUAAGAGGCGCGGGCGGCGGGCACCGGACAGACUCACACUGUGACCGCGCACCCGCUGCCUGAAACACAGCUCCCGCUCGGACCGGCGGGACCGCGCUGACAUUGAUUGCUCUCACCGGCGGUAACAAAGGAGCGGUAACCAGGAUGAGUGCUUUCACCCUGCGGGUCAGCGUCUCCUCCGACCAGGGCGGCAGGAAGUACAUGGAGGAUGUCACCCAGGUGCUGGUGGAGCCGGAGCCCGGGGAGGGCGAGCUGUCCUGGAUGGAGGAGGAGCAGGAGGGGGGCCCCCGGGAGCAGGGGCCCGAGAGCCGGGCUGUGUCCCCGGGCGGUGAGCAGGGCUCCGGCAGGCAGUCCGUGGCUUUCUUCGCGGUCUGUGACGGACACGGCGGCCGGGAAGCCGCGCAUUUCGCUCGGGAUCACCUGUGGGGCUUCAUCCGCAAACAGAAAGGAUUCAUGUCCCAGGAGUCGGAGGAGGUGUGCGCCGCCAUCCGCAAGGGCUUCGUGGCUUGUCACCAUGCUAUGUGGAAGAAACUGCCUGAAUGGCCCAAAACAAUGACUGGUCUUCCCAGCACCUCUGGAACUACAGCAAGUGUUGUCAUUAUCCGUGGCAACAAAAUGUAUGUGGCACACGUGGGGGAUUCAGGUGUUGUCUUGGGAGUGCAGCCGAACUCCAAAGAUUCGAUGAAGGCUUUGGAGGUAACACAGGACCACAAGCCUGAGCUUCCCAGAGAAAGAGAGAGGAUUGAGGGACUUGGUGGCAGUGUAAUUAACAAAUCUGGUGUGAAUCGUGUAGUAUGGAAAAGGCCUCGCUUGACACACAACGGUCCUGUGAGGCGAAGCACAGUAAUUGACCAAAUUCCCUUCCUGGCAGUGGCUCGUGCACUUGGUGAUCUCUGGAGCUAUGAUUUUUACAGUGGUGAAUUUGUGGUAUCUCCAGAGCCUGAUACAAGUGUGCAUACCAUUGAUCCUCAGAAACACAAGUUGGUCAUAAUAGGCAGUGAUGGACUAUGGAACAUGGUGUCUGCGCAGGACGCAGUCUCUAUGUGUCAGGAACAGGAAAAAGCUUGUACAAAGGGAGAAUGUGGACAGUCCCUAGCGAAAAUGCUGGUAAAUCGAGCACUGACCCAAUGGCGACAUCGCAUGCUGCGGGCAGACAACACCAGUGCUAUAGUUAUAAGCAUCUGUUCUCAAACGGAAAAGCAGAGGUGCUGCACAAAUGAGGAGGUAUUCUUAAACUUGUCGGAGAGUCCAGUGUACAACAGUCAGGACAUGUAUUUAAUGUCUUCCUCACCGUGUUCAACACCGCCCAUCAAGUUUCUGGAGGAAGAUCCCUGGUGGAGACUGACAUUCUCUGAGCCCCUGCCAACACUUGUUAGAAGCAAUGCAUUUUCUGAGAGCUAUCUUAAAUGGGGCAGCGAAUCCGCAAAAUCUCGAGUUGUUGCAUCCUGCUCCUCUUCCCUGCAGGGGGACUCUAGAAAGUCUGAGGAAAACAGCAGCUGCACUCAAUGUUUUCUAGACUCCCCAGCAAACUUUCUCUUUCCAAGUAGUUCUCCUAAUGCUGCCUCUGAGGUAAAACCUGCAAAAAUGCCAAGCAGCAGCCAUAACAAGAAAUUAGAAACGGAAAGGCUGGCUUCAUUAAAAAGGACGCUGGAGGAAUCAAACAGUGGCCCUGCUCUGAAGAAACAUAAGAGAAACUUAACCAGGCGUGGGAUGUUGCAGCCUGAGAGCUCUUCUGUCACCCCAAAACGCAGGAGUGCAGACAGGGUCAUUAUGCGACGCAGCCUGAGAGGCCAGAAGAAGCUUGGACAUCCUUUGUUACAGCAGCAUAGAAAAACAAUAUGUGUCUGCUAAGCUGAAGUCUGUGAUAUAUCAAUUCUUAAACUGGUCCAACUGACUCAUGAAUUGAAUUUUUUUUAUUUUUCAGAUUAAUUUGUCAUGUGUUUUUUUUUUUUUUAAUAUAUAUUUUUAACGGCACUUCCUUUACAGGUUAAGAUCUGUAAGUCUUCUUUGUACAUAUUGCAAAAUACCAUUCUGCACCCUACAUGUAGAGAAGUGUGUUUUUGUUUUCCCCCUCUUUUCUUUAAAAGAUCUAGGUAUUGAUCGGAUCAUUAUCUAUUUAUAAUCCUAUCAAUCUGUACAUAGUGUUUUAGUUUUUAGAAGGCAUUGCAAAAUCCCAUUAGCUGUUGGAUAACUAUUUGGCCACUGAUCAUUCCCCUUUCAGUGCCAUUUUAUUUAAAAUAAUAAAACUAGUUCUAUUAAAGUCUAAAAAAAUUUUUGCCUGAAUACCACGGCUAAAUAUUUAUGAUAAAUGACUUGUGAAGUGUUCAACGGUUAAUCUUAGAGCCCUCUUUAAACUCUGCCCAAUGAAAUCCCAUUCACAUGAUUAACACAUUUUUUUUCACAGCUGAAGGAACACUGUGAAGCAAAUGAAAUGUUUCUGUGUGAUUUUUAUAAAUAAAAAUAUCUAACUCACACACCUAAUGACCAAAUCAUUUUAAUAUAUCACUUUUCUGAGAGCAAAAAGGUAGAAUUAUGAUAUACUAUGAAUUUACAAAGAGGUGAUGUGAGAGGUUACAGCAUAUGGAUAGAAACAAAUAAAUCCAGGUAAUUUUUGUACCAUUGUAAAACAUCAUAUUGCGUGUACUGUUUGUGCCAUAGCCCACAGUGAUAUAUAAGCCCACCCUUGUAAUAUUGAUCCAGUUAUGUAAGAUUGCACAAAAAUGGCAAGAUCGAAACAAAUUAACACUUCAUUGGUUUCUUAAAGCCCUAACAAACCAAAUUUAAGAAAAAAACUGCUAGAUUACAAAAGGGCAUAUUUUACAAUAUUCAUGAACUAACACUUUGAAUUUUGUAACUAAACUUUUACACCAACUUGCUGUAGAACAGAACCUAUAUUUUCAUAAAUAAAUCCGUAUAAAAACCGAAUACAUAUUGUUACAUUUAAAACUUUUCAGUAUAAACAUCCAUUAAAUAUACAAGGGAUGAAAUUAGUAUUUUUGACUUUUAUACUUCAAAAUUCUCCUGGGUUUCACUUCUGUAUCAGUAUACAGCAAUAUAAUUCCUGUUUUAGUUCAUCCCCACCCUCGUUGGGGGCGUGUAAAAGAAACCCCAAACUGUACUCUUAUAGCAAGGUUGAUCUCCACUAUGAAAGCCAUGUUAACAGCAUUUUUUGUUAGCCAAUUAACACUUUGCUGGCUGUUCUUGCAGUGCUUGUGUAAUGCAUAUAUAUGCUGUGAAAUCCUCAACCAAAAUUGAAGUUAUUUUAUCAUGAUGGGGAGGGGAGAAGAAUACAGAUUGUAAAACCAUACAAUGUGUUCAACUAAAUAAAAUCACUGAACCAU